GGGGAGUUUUCAUGUGAGAUCCUGUUCGAUCGAAUCUCACAAAUCUCUGCUCGACUCUUUCGUCUCUAUCACAACACACCAUACAGCACUUCACACCAUGGGCGGCACUAACAGAGAAGGCGGCAAGGUCAAGCCCCUGAAGGCGGCCAAGAAGGAGAAGAAGGACCUCGACGACGACGACAAGGCGUUCCUCGAGAAGAAGAAGGCCGACGAGAAGGCGAGAGCCGAGAUGGCCAAGAAGGCUGCUGGAAAGGGCCCCCUUGCCACCGGAGGCAUCAAGAAGAGCGGCAAGAAGUAGACUGGCGCCAGGCAUGGACAUGCGGCGAGUUCUGUAGAGAGCGCGUGGCCGAACAGGACAUGAAUUGACGUGGACAAGGCUUGAUUUCGACUUCGGCAUGAUGCCACCCGGUGCUGCGCUUAUGGCGUCCAUUUCUAGCAACACAGCGUAGACCAUUAUGAAUCCUUCCAUUAACUCCA
Messenger RNA from Microdochium trichocladiopsis, 477 nucleotides. Its product is annotated as translation machinery associated TMA7. NCBI's taxonomy places the organism in Eukaryota, Fungi, Ascomycota, Sordariomycetes, Xylariales, Microdochiaceae. The record is from RefSeq and is a predicted model, not a curated record. Bases 98 to 298 code for a protein of 66 amino acids. The transcript has 3 exons.